CGGGCGCGGGCGGGAGGCACUGCGGGGCCCGGCGACCGCGGGCUCCAAUGGCGAAGCCGGCGCGGCCCCUGCUAAUUACAUAAGCGGGACGUCAAUAAUUCGCGGGAAAACGCGAAAAAGAUGGCGCCCCGCGCCCGGGGGGCCCCUUCCUGAGCGCCCCGGCCCCUCCCUCCGCCGCCUCCCCCUCCUCCCCGCGGCGCCCCCGCCCCGCCCCGCCCCCGCCGAGACCCCGACCCCGGCCCCACGGGCGGACACUCGGCCAGGCAGCCGCGGGCCGCGCGCAGCCGCCUCCGCCGCCGCCGAUGCGCCUGGUGGCCAGACUCCAAGUGGGACCGGCGGACACGCAGCUCCGCGUGUCAGCAGAAGCUGAUGGAGACUCGAGCUCUGGACCCAGGGACUCGGGGUUCCUAUGGUGCCACCAGCCACCUCCCCAAAAAGGCGGCCCUGGCAAAGGCCCAAAACAACGUCAAAGAUCUGAUGUCCAAACUGACCGAGGGCCAGUAUGUGCUGUGCCGCUGGACAGAUGGCCUGUAUUACCUCGGGAAGAUCAAGAGGGUCAGCAGUUCUAAGCAAAGCUGCCUGGUGACUUUUGAAGAUAAUUCCAAAUACUGGGUCUUGUGGAAGGAUAUACAGCACGCCGGCGUCCCUGGGGAGGAGCCCACGUGCAACAUCUGCCUGGGGAAGACUUCAGGGCCGCUCAAUGAGAUCCUCAUCUGUGGGAAGUGUGGCCUGGGUUACCACCAGCAGUGCCACAUCCCCAUAGCAGGCAGUGCAGACCGGCCCCUGCUCACCCCUUGGUUCUGCCGACGCUGCAUCUUCGCACUGGCCGUCCGGAAAGGCGGCGCACUGAAAAAGGGCGCCAUCGCCAGGACGCUGCAGGCCGUGAAGAUGGUGCUGUCCUACCAGCCCGAGGAGCUCGAGUGGGAUUCGCCCCACCGCACCAACCAGCAGCAGUGCUACUGCUACUGCGGCGGGCCGGGAGAAUGGUACCUGCGGAUGCUGCAAUGUCACCGGUGCCGGCAGUGGUUCCAUGAGGCCUGCACCCAAUGCCUCAAUGAACCCAUGAUGUUUGGAGACCGGUUCUACUUAUUCUUCUGCUCCGUGUGUAACCAGGGCCCAGAAUACAUUGAGCGGCUCCCCUUGAGAUGGGUGGAUGUGGUUCACCUGGCCCUCUACAACCUUGGGGUGCAGAGCAAGAAGAAGUACUUUGACUUUGAGGAGAUUCUGGCUUUUGUCAACCACCACUGGGAGCUCCUGCAGCUUGGCAAGCUCACCAGCACCCCCGUGACAGAUCGAGGACCACACCUCCUCAACGCUCUCAACAGUUACAAAAGCCGCUUCCUCUGCGGCAAGGAGAUCAAGAAGAAGAAAUGCAUCUUCCGCUUGCGCAUCCGAGUCCCACCCAACCCCCCGGGGAAGCUGCUGCCAGACAAGGGGCUGGUACCUGCUGAGACUGGCCGAGCUGCCUCUGAGCUGCGGAAGAGAGGAAAAAGCAAGCCUGGUUUAUUGCCCCACGAAUUCCAACAACAGAAAAGGCGAGUUUAUAGAAGAAAAAGAUCAAAGUUUUUGCUGGAAGAUGCUAUUCCCAGUAGCGACUUCACCUCGGCCUGGAGCACCAACCAUCACCUGGCCAGCAUCUUUGACUUCACGCUGGAUGAAAUUCAGAGUUUAAAAAGUGCCAGCUCAGGGCAGACCUUCUUCUCCGAUGUGGACUCCACCGAUGCUGCCAGCACCUCUGGCUCUGCUUCCACCAGCCUCUCCUAUGACUCCAGAAGGACAGUGGGCAGCCGCAAGAGGAAGCUGGCAGCCAAAGCCUACUUGCCACUGCGGGCAAAGCGGCGGGCGGCCGAGCUGGCUGGACGCUGCCCCUCGGACAGCAGUGCGGAGGGGGCUUCAGGCCCCGAGCGGCCGGACGAAGGCAUCGACAGCCACACGUUUGAGAGCAUCAGUGAGGACGACUCGUCCUUGUCGCACCUCAAGUCCUCCAUCACCAACUACUUCGGUGCAGCAGGCCGCUUGGCCUGUGGGGAGAAGUACCAGGUGCUGGCUCGGAGGGUCACCCCCGAGGGCAAGGUGCAGUACCUGGUGGAAUGGGAGGGGACCACACCCUACUGACUGGCCCUCGGGGGGUUUCAGGAGCCCUGCAGACCAAAGGAGGGACAGCAGAAGCCAUAGGUUCCCCAGUUUUCUGUGGGCUGCGGUGGGGCAGGGAAGCAGGACAGAGCUCCAAGUGCCUGGCUGAGGCUAAGGUGCCCUUCCUGCCUGGCGGAGGCCAACGCUGUGCCAGUCCUGCCCGUGGGCCUCCUCAGGUCUCUGAUCCUCUGCCUUGUCUCGAUGCCCCACAGCCUGUCAGUGUCUCUACACACUGCUACACCCCUUCAGCUCACUCUAUGCUCCUCUGGUGUCCCCCCGGCUCUCUGACUUUCCUCCCAAGGCCUCCGUCUUCUCCAAUUCUGAGUCCCUCUUCCUGUCUCACCCCUGUGAGUUUGUUGGUGUGCACAUCUGUCCCUCCACUGGAUUCCUUCCUGCCUGUUCCAAGCGGCCAGUCCUCCUGUCAUAGAGCCCACAAGGGCUGUAGGAUGGCUUGUUGUAGCAGACGCCCAGAGCCGAGGAGUCAACAGCACCAGCACCACAGCCCCCACAAAGGCUCCAAGAGCCAGUUUUGGAGUUCACAUAAGUCGCCUUUUCCGGCAUAAGCCCCCACGCCCCUACCCCAUGACUUUGAUGCCAUGGAAUGGACUACGGCUUUGCUGAGGAACCCGGGGGGUUCUUCCACCCUCACACCCACCACAGACAGCCAAACACAGCUAAUAAGCAUCCAUUACUUCACACUGACGCUUCCAGCUGCACUCAUCUCCACACAGCCUAACCACCAUCUGUCCCUGUUCACAGACAUACACACACAACUACCCAGUCCCUCCAGGGUCGGCCUGGCUCCCGUCCUUGGCUUUUUCAUGGCCCUUUCCAGGGACCAUAUGCUGCAAUGAAAUGUGAAAGCCCAACCCCAGCCUCCAUCUCCGUCUUUAGCCCAGGAGCCAACAUGCCUGCCCACCCCCUCUACCCCAGGAAGGCCCAGGAGACUCCUGGCCUCUGCCACACCCCCUCCUCGGAUGAGACAGCGACAAUCACUCUUUGGGAUAGAAUGGGACUCCUAGAGGGCCUGUAUGGUCCAGUCUCCUCAGAGAGGAUGCUUCUGUCAACAGGGAACGUUCCACAGGAUUCCUACAACUAAUGUUCAAACUUGGCCCCAUCUGGAGGAACCAAAAUUGGAAGGGGAGGGGGAGUUACCUCUCAUUUUUGCUGCUUCCAGAGAUACUAGAAACUGACUGCCUGAUUGGAGAGUGGAAAAAGUGCCUUGACUGGGGACAGGGGCAACCGAUGGGAAGCCAAUGUCAGCAGCUGCUGCUCUGGCCCCUGGCGUGGCUGGCUUCUGCUGGUCCCCAAAGCCAAGGGGAAGGCCUUGUUCAAAGCCAAGGUGGGUGGGAAUAGGCUGCAGGCCGGAGGAGAAGAUGGCUUUUCCCUGCUUAGGCCUACCCCCUCCCCACUGUGAGUGGGCAGGAGUCCCUGAGGUAGGUUAGACGCCCCCUGCUUUAUACUUCAACUCCUCUAGUGCCUUUGAAGAGACCUCACCUCCUGCACACAGCCCACCUAUGGGAAAACUGGGGUUGGGCCUAAUGCUCCGCAGCCUCAGCUCCACAGCUGCUACCACUGAGGCCCCCUGCCUGGAGCCUGUGGAAAAGGAAUGAGGCCAGCCCCAGGCUCAGCAGGCACGCAGGACCCACAUCCAAUCUAUGGCUUCCUGCUGGCUCUGGGCCUGUUUUCAGGGUAUCUGCACAAGCCUGGGUGAGCAGGGCCUAUUCCAGUACCUUUCCUAUUCAAACUCCCCAGAGGCUAUUGAAAGGAGGGAAGCAGGUGCCUUUGCCACUUGGGGAGACAGCCCAAAGCCUAUGAAGGUCACCCAGAUUCCCACCCCAGCAUUUCAUUCAUGCCAGAUAAUAGCUGCAAUACUGCCAACUGACCUUAUAACCCUGUGCACCUUCUAAGAUUUAUGGUUUUGAAUUGCUGCUUUUAAUAACAUUUGUUAUAUUAAAGAUAUAAUGAAUGUGUGUGGUUUACAGUGA
Ochotona princeps (American pika) is the source of this 4121-nucleotide messenger RNA. It is a transcript of the gene PHF19, whose product is annotated as PHD finger protein 19. Gene Ontology annotation, molecular function: chromatin binding; DNA binding. Gene Ontology annotation, cellular component: nucleus. Lineage: Eukaryota; Metazoa; Chordata; Mammalia; Lagomorpha; Ochotonidae. The record is from RefSeq and is a predicted model, not a curated record. The coding region runs from base 370 to 2115 and encodes 581 amino acids. The transcript has 15 exons. Gene Ontology annotation, biological process: regulation of DNA-templated transcription; chromatin organization.